Molecule: messenger RNA, 703 nt
Organism: Bradysia coprophila
Lineage: Eukaryota; Metazoa; Arthropoda; Insecta; Diptera; Sciaridae
Biological process (GO): protein peptidyl-prolyl isomerization; protein folding
Cellular component (GO): cytoplasm
Molecular function (GO): cyclosporin A binding; peptidyl-prolyl cis-trans isomerase activity
Source: RefSeq, a predicted model, not a curated record
UAAGCCACACAUAAUACAGUCUUUCGUUUUAUACAUUUUUUAGUGUUCUUCUAUCUUACUAUACGAAAUGAAGCACGUUGUACUUAUUUCAGUUUUGGUCUUUUGUUUUCUCUUCUCCACAUACGCGACUGAAGUUAAACAGGAGGAUUUAGAAGAGGUUACGCAGAAAAUAUUUUUCGAUGUUACUAUUGGCGGUGUAUCGAAGGUCGAGCGCAUCGUUUUCGGGCUUUUCGGAAAUACAGUCCCUCUUACAGUGAAAAAUUUCGCUACAAUUUGUACGGAAGGGGUGGAUAACAAUCGGUAUAAUUUCAAUGGCACCAUAUUCCAUCGGGUUAUUAAACAAUUUAUGAUCCAAGGUGGUGACAUAGUUAAACGUGAUGGAACGGGUCAGAUUAGUAUAUUCGGUCCUAGCUUUCCAGACGAGAAUUUCCUUGUACCUCAUUCAGGUCCCGGCUACAUUAGCAUGGCUAAUGGUGGUCCAGAUACGAAUGGUAGUCAGUUCUUUAUAACUACAAUAAUCACGCCAUGGUUAGAUGGGCGACACGUUGUUUUUGGGAAGGUGCUUGAGGGUUUCGAAUUCGUAACGGCAAUCGAACACAAUCCAACUAAUGCUUCAGAUAGACCCAUAAUACCUUCGAUCAUACGGCAAUGUGGCUCACUUCCGAUGUGAUUGUACCAACGAUGAUCAGUCAAUAAAUAUUUU